AUGCCGUCCCUCGGUUUCCUCAAGAAGAAGCGGACAAAGGAACAACCCACGGCGCCCGACAGGUUCCCGGGCAACAAGUCUGCAGGCCCUUCGUCUCCCACCAGCCCGACGGUCGAUGGUGGUGCGAUCGAUCGCGUCCUGACCAAGAAUAGCGCUCUUAACAAGGGCCCCGACUCCAUCGGCGCCGACCCCGACACCGUCGCUCCCACCAGCAACGCCAGCCCGGCUCACGCCCCCACCGUGCAAAGCAUGCUCAACACCAACCCCUCGUCGCAGAACGACUCUGGCUACAGCAGCCAUGAUGGCAGCGUGCAGCAAGGCGGUGCCACCAGCGACCCCAAGGCCACGCAAAACGCCACGCGCGAGACCAAGGGCAAAUACACGCUGACGGACUUCAACAUCCAACGCACCCUCGGCACCGGCUCGUUCGGCCGGGUGCAUCUGGUGCAGAGCAAGCACAACCAGCGCUUCUACGCCGUCAAGGUGCUGAAGAAGGCACAGGUGGUCAAGAUGAAGCAGGUCGAGCACACCAACGACGAGCGGCGAAUGUUGCAGCGGUGCAAGCAUCCCUUCCUGGUGACGCUGUGGGGCACCUGGCAAGACAGCAAGAACCUGUACAUGGUCAUGGAUUUCAUCGAAGGUGGUGAGCUGUUCAGUCUGCUGAGGAAGUCACAACGCUUCCCCAACCCCGUUGCCAAAUUCUACGCGGCCGAAGUGACCCUGGCGCUGGAUUACCUGCACAGCAUGAACAUCAUCUAUCGCGAUCUCAAGCCCGAGAACCUGCUCCUCGACCGACAUGGCCACAUCAAAAUCACCGAUUUCGGCUUUGCCAAGGACGUGCCUGACAUCACCUGGACGCUGUGCGGCACGCCGGACUACCUCGCUCCGGAAGUUGUUAGCAGCAAGGGAUACAACAAGAGCGUCGACUGGUGGUCCCUCGGCAUCCUCAUCUUCGAAAUGCUCGCGGGCUUCACACCCUUCUGGGAUAGCGGCAGCCCGUUGAAGAUCUACGAAAACAUCCUCAAGGGCCGCGUCAAGUAUCCGCCCUACAUCCACCCAGACGCGGUGGAUCUGCUGUCGAAGCUCAUCACCGCCGACCUCACCAAGCGCCUCGGCAACCUGCACGGCGGCUCGCGGGACGUCAUGACGCACAACUGGUUCGCCGAGGUGACGUGGGAGCGGCUGGCGAAGAAGGACAUCGAUGCGCCGUACGUACCGCCGGUCAAAGGGGGUGCAGGUGAUGCGAGCUUGUUCGACAAGUAUCCCGAGGAGACGGAGGCGUAUGGCAAUACGGGGCCGGAUGAGCACGGCAAAUUGUUCCCCGACUUCUAA
Molecule: messenger RNA, 1332 nt
Organism: Neohortaea acidophila
Lineage: Eukaryota; Fungi; Ascomycota; Dothideomycetes; Mycosphaerellales; Teratosphaeriaceae
Product: camp-dependent protein kinase catalytic subunit PkaC1
Exons: 4
Coding region: 1-1332 (443 amino acids)
Biological process (GO): peptidyl-serine phosphorylation
Cellular component (GO): cAMP-dependent protein kinase complex; nucleus
Molecular function (GO): ATP binding; cAMP-dependent protein kinase activity
Source: RefSeq, a predicted model, not a curated record